Molecule: messenger RNA, 1410 nt
Organism: Parathielavia appendiculata
Lineage: Eukaryota; Fungi; Ascomycota; Sordariomycetes; Sordariales; Chaetomiaceae
Product: amidohydrolase-like protein
Exons: 1
Coding region: 80-1273 (397 amino acids)
Biological process (GO): secondary metabolic process
Cellular component (GO): cytoplasm; cytosol
Molecular function (GO): carboxy-lyase activity; hydrolase activity
Source: RefSeq, a predicted model, not a curated record
UCCACAUCCCCCUUCUGUUCAGUGAAUUCGACCUGUCAGUUUCUGGCAUUUCCCAGCCAGUCCAGCAACACAGUCCAAAAUGGCUCCGACAGAACAAGGGACCCCCGUAGUCGACAUCCACACCCACAUGUACCCUCCCGAGUACAUCUCGAUCCUCUCCUUACGAGACACCAUCCCCUUGGUCCGGACCUUCCCCUCUUCCCCGGAGCCCCGCCUCAUUCUCCUCGAAGCCGAGCUUCCAGCCCUCGAGCGCGCCUUGCAGGAUCCCUCGGCGCCUCUCCCCGGCCGGCCGCUCACCAAUCACUUCACGUCCCUCGCGCACAAACUCGCCUUCAUGUUCCAUCACAACAUCUCCAUCUCAGUCCUCUCCCUGGCCAACCCCUGGCUCGACUUUCUGUCCCCCACCGAAGCAGGCCCCAUCGCAUCGCAAAUCAACACCUUGUUCGAGGCCAUGUGCGCCACCACCAACAACACCACAACCCAUCUUGCCCAACAACCCCCGACCAGCCGAAAACUCUUCUUCUUCGGCACGCUUCCCCUCACCGCCCCGCCCUCAACAAUCCUCUCCGCGAUCACACACCUCACCACCCUCCCGCACUGCCGCGGCAUCAUCCUCGGCACCUCGGGCCUGGGCAGCGGCCUAGACGACGCAUCUCUCCUCCCCAUCUUCUCUGCCCUCGCGUCCGCCCACCUCCCAAUCUUCCUGCACCCGCACUACGGCCUACCGCCCUCCGUCUUCGGUCCGCAUUCUGAACAGGGCGCCUACGGCCAUGUCCUACCGCUAGCGCUGGGCUUCCCCAUGGAAACGACCAUCGCCAUCGCGCGCAUGUACCUGGCCGGUGUCUUUAACGCGGUUCCCGAGCUGAGGCUGAUCCUCGCGCAUGCCGGGGGUACGCUGCCCUUUCUAGCGGGGCGGAUCGAGAGUUGUGUUUUGCAUGAUCUCAAGCUUGGUGGAGGAGGUGGCGACACGGAAAUGGGGAGAAGGAGAAGGACGGUGUGGGAGGUGCUGAGGGAGCAGGUGUAUCUUGACGCGGUGGUGUACAGCGAGGUCGGGGUCAGGGCGGCGGUGGAGGCGGCCGGGGGUGCGGACAGGCUGAUGUUUGGGACGGAUCACCCUUUUUUUCCCCCUGUUGAGGGGGACAUGGAGGGAGAGUGGGAGAGUGUGAGAUUGAAUGUGACGGCAAUCGAGACGGCGUUGGGGAAGGGGAAUCAGGAGGCGCAGAUGGUGCUUGGGGGCAAUGCGGUUCGGGUGUUGAGGUUGGUCGAGGAGUAGGGGAGGUUGGUGGUUCAUUAUUUCGUCAUUGAUUUGGGGUUACAUGAGAUGUCUACGGACAAAGCUUAGUAUGCGUUCUAAAGACCUGCCGCCUGUAUCACUCACCCCAGCUGUCUAGACCAUGUUUAAUUUCUGCU